GCCCCGGAGGCGAAAAUGGCGGCAGGCAGGCGCGCGCCGCGCACCGGGCUGCUGGAGCUGCGCGCCGGGGCAGGCUCGGGGGCCGGCGGCGAGCGGUGGCAGCCGGUGCUGCUCAGCCUGGCGGAGGACGCUCUGACCGUGAGCCCCGCCGACGGCGAGCCCGGCCCCGAUCCCGGCGCCCCGCGGGAGCCGGAGCCCGCGCAGCUUAACGGCGCCGCUGAGCCGGGCGCGGCGCCCCCGCAACUGCCCGAGGGGCUCCUGCUCCAGCGGCGCCGCGUGACAGUGCGCAAGGCCGACGCCGGUGGGCUGGGUAUCAGCAUCAAAGGGGGCCGGGAGAACAAGAUGCCCAUUCUCAUUUCCAAGAUAUUCAAGGGACUGGCAGCUGACCAGACAGAGGCCCUCUUUGUGGGGGAUGCCAUCCUGUCUGUGAAUGGAGAAGACCUGUCCUCUGCUACCCACGAUGAGGCAGUUCAGGCCCUGAAGAAGACAGGCAAGGAGGUUGUGCUGGAGGUCAAGUACAUGAAGGAGGUCUCACCACAUUUCAAGAACUCUGCUGGUGGGACCUCGGUCAGCUGGGACUCGCCUCCUGCCUCACCCCUUCAGCAGCAGUCUUCCUCCCCUGGCCCCCCACUCCGGGACCUCAGUGAUGCCAAACAUGUGUCUUUGAAAAUGGCAUAUGUCUCAAGGAGGUGCACCCCCACUGAUUCAGAGUCCAGGUAUCUGGAGAUCUGUUCUGCUGAUGGCCAAGACACUCUCUUCCUGAGAGCCAAGGAUGAGGCUAGCGCGAGGUCAUGGGCAGCUGCUAUCCAAGCCCAGGUCAGUGCUCUGAUGCCCUGGGUCAAGGAUGAGCUGCAGGCACUGCUGGCAGCCACCAGCACAGCUGGGAGCCAGGACAUCAAGCAGAUCGGCUGGCUGACUGAGCAGCUGCCCAGCGGGAGCACAGCACCCACCCUGGCCUUGCUGACUGACAAGGAGCUGCUUCUCUACUCCUGUCUCCCCCAGACCCGUGAGGCCCUGAGCCGACCGGCCCGUACUGCUCCGCUUAUCGCCACCAGGCUGGUGCACUCAGGCCCCUCCAAGGGCUCAGUGCCCUACGAUGCAGAGCUGUCUUUUGUCCUGCGCACGGGUACACGCCACGGUGUGGACACUCACCUGUUCAGCGUGGAGUCACCACAGGAGCUGGCUGCCUGGACCCGCCAGCUGGUGGAUGGCUGUCACCGGGCCGCUGAGGGUGUACAGGAAGUAUCUACAGGUAGGCUGGGUGGAUCUGGGGCUUACCCACAGCCUGCACAUGGAACGGUCGUCCCUGCAGCCUGUCCGUGCACAUUGACAAGGGCUUCACGCUAUGGGCGGCUGAGCCAGGUGCGGCCCGAGCAGUGCUGCUCCGGCAGCCCUUUGAGAAGCUGCAGAUGUCCUCGGACGAUGGUGCCAGUCUCCUUUUCCUGGACUUUGGGGGCGCUGAGGGCGAGAUUCAGCUGGACCUGCACUCGUGCCCCAAAACCAUGGUCUUCAUCAUCCACUCCUUCCUCUCGGCCAAAGUCACCCGCCUAGGGCUCUUGGCCUAGAGGUCACUAGAUGCACCAGCGUUGAAGAGGGAUGCCCACCACAUGGCCUGACCUGGCCCUCUGCCAACUGCCUGCUCACCACUGGGCUGAGGAAAACGAGAGGAGAGAAAUAAGAUUUGCAGAGAACCAGCCCGGAAGGGAGGCUAGAAUGGCCUCAGGGACUGGGAUCCAGACCCAGGACACAGCGGCCCCUGCCCUCUGACCUGUGACGGGUGGCCUCCUUGCUGCCCCCUCCCCAACAGUGCCUUUUGCAGAGAGAUAUUUUGUGUAUGCAGAAGCCAUUCUGAGUCUGGGGCCUGCCCCCGUGGGGAUCCUGACCCCAGCCAACAGCUGCCAGGCCUCCCGCAGGCCCCUAAGCCAUCCCAGAGGCCCCUUCUGAAGCUGGGGUCCCUUGGGGUCAGCAGCAAGAGAAGGAGGAGGAGCCUUUCUGUUCAUUUUUUCCUUCAGCCCCACCACCUUGGGGUGUGUUUUUCUCUUCAUCCUCUCUCUUUCCUCCUUACUCUUGGGUAAAUAAACAGCCUAUGAACACACAGGCAGCCGGGCCAAGUGUCUGUGGUUUGUGCCUUGGCCUUCAGGCCCUGCGGUGGCCUCUACAGUGUCAACAUAGACCAGACUCAGGACUGGGGCCCCUUUCCCUGGAGAAAAACAGGCCUUUAACCACAGAGCCAGAAAGAGAGUAUAUUAGUUGUCUAUUGUUGUGUGACAUAACCAACCAACCAAUUGCCAUCAAGUUGAUUCCUACUCACGGCAACCCCAUGUGUGCCAGAAUAGAACUGCACUCCACAGGGUUUUCAGUAGCUGAUUUUUCGGAAGUAGAUCG
Loxodonta africana (African savanna elephant) is the source of this 2385-nucleotide messenger RNA. RefSeq names its product syntrophin alpha 1 (gene SNTA1). NCBI's taxonomy places the organism in Eukaryota, Metazoa, Chordata, Mammalia, Proboscidea, Elephantidae. The coding region runs from base 16 to 1551 and encodes 511 amino acids. The transcript is spliced from 8 exons. The record is from RefSeq and is a predicted model, not a curated record. Gene Ontology annotation, molecular function: structural molecule activity; protein binding. Gene Ontology annotation, cellular component: dystrophin-associated glycoprotein complex; neuromuscular junction; sarcolemma.